Messenger RNA from Canariomyces notabilis, 1580 nucleotides. RefSeq names its product amidohydrolase 2. Gene Ontology annotation, cellular component: cytoplasm; cytosol. Lineage: Eukaryota; Fungi; Ascomycota; Sordariomycetes; Sordariales; Chaetomiaceae. The coding region runs from base 221 to 1315 and encodes 364 amino acids. Gene Ontology annotation, molecular function: hydrolase activity; carboxy-lyase activity. The transcript has 2 exons. Gene Ontology annotation, biological process: secondary metabolic process. The record is from RefSeq and is a predicted model, not a curated record.
UUAGUGUUCUUUAAAAGGCCACCGUUAGUGGGAGAUUUCCUCCGGCAUUCAGGCGACGCGAAUCUGUUCAAUUACCGUGGGUUAGCGUAGCCCCCUCUUGGCUGGCCCGCUGGCUACCGUCCCCUCCCGCGUGAAAUCCCAGCCUCCGAUCUCUCCGUCCUCGGCGCCCCUACAUCACCUACAUUACUGUUAGGUAUUGCCUGCAUACAAAGUCAAUACAAUGGGCAAACUAAUUGACGUCCACCACCACAUCCUCGACGAGGACUAUGUCAACGCAUGGAAAGCCUCAGGCACCAUCCCGCCCGGCCUGACCCCUCCAGCAUGGACGCCACAGCUCGACCUAGAAUUCAUGGACCGGCACGGCAUCGACGCAGCCAUCCUGUCCCUUUCCGCGCCGGGGCUGGCCUUUGUAGCCGACUGGAACCAGGCCGCGCUGGCGCGCAAGAUCAAUGAGACGUGUGCCGCCGUGCGGGAUCAAAAGCCGUCGCGGUUCGGGUUCUUUGCGACCCUGCCUGUUGACAACCUCGUCAAUGUCAAUGGCCCGGGUGGUGGUGGUAAUGGUGGCAGUGUUGAGGGGGUUGAGGAGGGGGUCAUGGCCGAGCUGGCGCACGCUUUCGACAACCUCCGCGCUGACGGGGUGACCCUUCUGACGAGCUACUCUGGCGGGCAGGGGCAGCCGCCGGUCUAUCUGGGUGAUGCGCGGUUUCGGGGGUUGUGGGCUGAGCUUGACCGCCGGGAAGCCGUCGUGUUUGUGCAUCCCACUUCCCCGCAAGCUGCUCCCCCUCCUUCUUCUCAGGGCAACCCUCCUUCUAUUUCAGGAGGCAGUACUAGUGGCAGUGGUGUUGGGAGGGGAGGAGGACCGGGCGUGCCGCCGCCCAUCAUCGACUUCCCGCACGAAACGACGCGGUGCGCUGUCAACCUGAUCAUCUCGAACGUGGUGCGCGACUUCCCCCGCGUCAAGAUCAUCCUAUCGCACGGAGGCGGGACGCUGCCCUUUGUGGCGCGGCGCGUGGCCGAUCUGAUGGCUGAUUCCGGCUUGCUGGGUAAGCUUGGCAAGACGGUGGAGAGGUUCCUGGACGAGGCGAGGAGCUUUUACUUUGAUCUUGCCCUGACGGGCUACGAGGAGUCCAUGGCGCUGGUGUUGAGCUUUGCGAAGGAGGGGCAAGUGCUUUAUGGGAGUGACUUCCCCUUUGCGCGGGACCGUGCGGUGGCGGGACAGUUGAGCACGGUCAAGGGAUGGAGGGAUGAGAAGGUGAGGGAGAGUGUGGAGAGGGGGGCUGCUGAGAGGUUGUUUCCCAGGCUGGUUCAGCAAUGAAACUUGAGGUUGAGGUUGGGCGGAGCACGUCAAAGAGGAUCAAUCUCAUGGACGAAAAUGCGUAUCGAGUCAUGAUUCAGUUCAUACAAGUCGUCCAUCAAGCAACCUACUUGAUCUGCCGCAUACAGUCGUCGUGCUCAUCAAGAUAUUUUACAAGCUCCUUGCACCGGGUUCGAAUCGGAAAGGAGUAUGUACAUCAUGUGGUGCGAGAACAACGGUUAAAGAUACCGGUGGAAGCGAAAUGACAAUGAAAUUCAUCCAGCAG